AUGGGUGCUACUAAUGCAAAGUAUUUGCACUUGGCUUUACUUGUGUUGUGCACUCUUUAUACUUUGAUGAGUGGUAUUUGCAAUGGGAGGAACAUAGAUGGUAGUAGUUUUGCUGAUCCUAGCCGUUGGAGGUUCGGUGAAGAUAAUAAUGAUGAUUAUUGUUUAUAUAGUAGUUGGAGGGGAUGUGGGAGUUUCUCUGGAAAAGGUGAUAGCAAUUCUAACAGUGACAAAGGUAAUAUUGCAGUUUCUAGUCCAAGUAAAGUGAUCGAUGCUGUUGGAGGUGGAGGAGCAGGUGGUGGUGGGGGUGGUGGCAUUGGUGUGGGGUCAAGACAUGGCAAAGGUUAUGGUGUAGGUGAAGGAAACAAUGGAGUUGGUGCAAUGGGUGGUGGAGGAGGGGGAGGGGGGGGAGGAGGAGGAGAAGGUGGUGGCAUUGGUGGCAAUGGUGAUGGUUACGGUCAUGGUAGUGGUUUUGGUGCUGGGGUAGGGUUUGGUAGUGUUGGAGGUGGUGGUGGUGGAGGAGGAGGUGGUGGUGGUUUUGGUAGUGGAGGGGAGGGUCGAGGUAGUGGUUUUGGUGUGGGUCAGGGUAAUGAAGGACAUAAUGGCGGGGGAGGAGUAGGGAGUGGAGGUGGGACUAGAAAUGGAGUAGGGGGAGGUCGGGGGAGUGGUUUUGGAGCCGGUGGAGGAAUGGGUGGGAUGGGAGGAGGAGGAGGAGGUGGUGGCGGUGGUGAAGCUAAUAUAGAAGGAGGAGAAGGACAAGGUCAUGGUAGUGGUUUUGGCGGGGGUGCAGGUUCAGGGACAAUUGGCAUGGGAGGGGGAGGAGGAGGUGGUGGGGGUGAGGGUGAAGGGGGUGGCAAUAGAGGUCAAGGUUAUGGUAGUGGUUUUGGUGCUGGUGUAGGUAUGGGUGGUAUUGGAGGAGGAAAUGGUGGUGGAGGUGGAGGAGGGGGUGGAGAAGGUAGCAAUGGAGGCAAUGGUCAUGGCUAUGGAAGCGGUUUUGGUGGAGGUACAAGUGGCAUGACGGGAGGAGGAGGAGGAGGAGGUGGUGGUGGUGGAGGUAGCAGUAGAGGAGGUUAUGGCCAUGGCAGUGGAUUUGGUUUUGGCAUGGGUACAAGUGGAGAUGGUACCAACAAAGGCGAGGGGAACAAUCGUGGUGGUAACAAUGGUAUGGGAAUUGGAUUUGGCAUGGGCAUGGGUUUUGGAAUAGGAAGUAAUGGAGUAGAUGUCACCGGUCAUGAUGAUGCCGACAAUCCUUAA
Molecule: messenger RNA, 1251 nt
Organism: Trifolium pratense (red clover)
Lineage: Eukaryota; Viridiplantae; Streptophyta; Magnoliopsida; Fabales; Fabaceae
Product: glycine-rich cell wall structural protein 1.0-like
Exons: 1
Coding region: 1-1251 (416 amino acids)
Source: RefSeq, a predicted model, not a curated record